UCCGAUACCGUCUCCGCAUCAAGGACAAUUCGGGCAAUAAUCCGAGAACUUGUGUCCGCCGCCAACAGCCGCCCCUCCAAGUCCACUACACUCGCGCUUGCAUCUGCAAUACAUUUCACUCCUUUGGUGUCUUCGUUCCUGUUCCGCGACCACAUACCUUUCUGAAUACUUUUAUACAACGUUCAAAAUGAUCUCUUGCUGAGAGAAACCCUACCCGGACGAAGCCCUCGGCUUCCCUUUCGCGCGUCAUACCUAUAUCCUCAACAGCACAUUUAACUCCCAUAUCCUUGAAAUCCCCCUAGCCCGAAUCGCAUACAAUGGCUCUCCAAAGUCUGUCAAGAGCGGCGCGCAUUAUCCUGGUUGGCGCACCAGGCGUGGGAAAAGGCACCCAGACCGAGCGUCUGAUGAAGCAGUUCCCAGAACUCUCUUCAAUCAGUUCAGGCGACUUGCUCAGGAAGAAUGUCAGGGAGCGAACCCCGCUGGGCAUCCAGGCCGAAUCUAAGAUGAAGGCCGGCGCAUUGGUCCCGGACAGCAUGAUUCUGCGACUCAUUGUCAAUGAGCUCUCGACCCGUGGGUGGAUUAGGGAUAGCACACUGCGGCCGUACGCUGUUUACUCGAGCUCAAUAGCCGCGGAGGACCACACAGUUGACUCGGUGUCGAUUCCUUCUGCGAUCAAGACAGCAAAGUACACAUACUCGGACCACCCUGAGGCUUCGUUCAUCCUGGACGGCUUCCCUCGCACGGCGAACCAGGCAGUCCAGCUGAACGAGAUUGUGCCCAUCAACAUGGUUGUUAGCAUCAAUACGCCCAGUGAGAUCAUCAUCGAUCGCAUUUGCAAUCGCUGGGUGCACGCACCUUCAGGGCGUGUCUACAACACUACCUUCAAUGCGCCAAAGGUCGAAGGCAUGGACGACAUCACAGGCGACCCGCUCACACGGCGAGCUGAUGACGACCCUGAAGUGUGGAAGCAGCGACUCCAGAGCUUCAAGGAGAACAACGAGCCGCUGCUCGAGCACUACGACAAGGCAGGCAUUCUGUGGACUGUGAAUGGCAACAGCAGUGACGAGAUCACCCCUCAGAUUUUCAAGGAGUUCGGCAAGCGAUUUGGCGUACCUGUUCCUGAAGUUGUAGGAGGCUUGUGAAUGUGUUAUAUACCAUUUCUGUUUGCUUUUGGUGGACAACGAAUGUCUGGAAACGGUAUGGCAACGGUAUCGGCGGUCUUUUGCAUGUUUGGCUGUUGUAUGAUUGGGCAGGCACGACUCUCAUUCACUGUACAUAUUGGCCGCUACUGGCGCGCAGAGGUCAAAGUUCCCCGUAGACGCUCAUAAAGCGCUUGCACGAGCAUUUUCCAUCAGUUUGAUAAUCCCCUCGCUGAAUGUUCAGUAUGAAGGUCGAUCAACAAGACGUUG
This is a messenger RNA of Macroventuria anomochaeta, 1409 nucleotides long. Its product is annotated as adenylate kinase-like protein. Gene Ontology annotation, molecular function: AMP kinase activity; ATP binding. NCBI's taxonomy places the organism in Eukaryota, Fungi, Ascomycota, Dothideomycetes, Pleosporales, Didymellaceae. Bases 318 to 1142 code for a protein of 274 amino acids. Gene Ontology annotation, cellular component: mitochondrion; cytoplasm. The record is from RefSeq and is a predicted model, not a curated record. Gene Ontology annotation, biological process: nucleobase-containing compound metabolic process. The transcript has 2 exons.